Juglans regia (Persian walnut) is the source of this 1488-nucleotide messenger RNA. RefSeq lists its product as uncharacterized. The record is from RefSeq and is a predicted model, not a curated record. The transcript has a single exon. Gene Ontology annotation, molecular function: catalytic activity. Bases 1 to 1488 code for a protein of 495 amino acids. Lineage: Eukaryota; Viridiplantae; Streptophyta; Magnoliopsida; Fagales; Juglandaceae.
AUGCGUUUAAAGAAACUUGUUAGAAAAUUUCGGCCUAGUGUCAUUGCCUUGGCCGAACCUUUCUUGAAGGAGGAUAAAAUUCCUAAUUUUUUGGGACGUUUCAAUUGUGAUUUGUAUCUUACAAAUGAAGAACAACAUGGAAAAAUUUGGUUACUCUGGAAUUCUACUGUUUCUGUUCAUUGGUUGGCUGGGUCUAAUCAAUUCAUGUCAGUAAAAAUUGAAGAGAAUGGGCAUGUUUUCGUCCUUACCAUUGUGUAUGCUAAAUGCACCCAGCUAGAGAGGAAAAUGUUGUGGGAGGACUUGGAAGCUUCUGGGUGUGGUAACCUUCCUUGGGUUAUUUGUGGGGACUUCAACAUUAUUAAAAAUGACUCGGAACGACGAGGUGGUCAUCCUCGGCCUUUUGCUGCUAUGGAAGAUUUCAACUUGUGCAUUCAUAACAAUGGCUGGUUGGAUAUGUGCGCUAAAGGCCCCAGUAUGACUUGGUGCAAUGGUCAGGGUGGACUGGCUCGUUGCUGGGCAAGGUUAGAUAGAUGUUUCAUUGAUUCUAAUUUUCUUAAUUGUUUUCCUAAUGUUUUUUUUCAGGUUUUGGCUCGUACUACUUCUGAUCAUUCCCCAUUGGUGAUCCAAAUGGGUGAGGAUCCUUUUAGGUAUGGUCCUAGUCCUUUCAGAUUUCAAUUUAUGUGGUCUGAUCAUAGUGACUUCUUUCGUCUUGUUGAGAGUGUGUGGAACGCUGAGGGGCAUGGCGUUGGCCUUGCUAAUCUGUCUCAUAAAUUGAAAAGGGUUAAGGUGGCUUUAAGGGAUUGGAAUCGGUCUAUUUUUGGUAGAACUGAUUUUAUCAUUAAUCAAUUAGAGGAUCGUAUUGCGGUUCUUGAAAAUAGACUUCAGACUUGCUUUAAUAUUGAUGAUGAUAAAGAUCUCCUUCAAACUAAUUUGGAUCUUUCUAUUUGGAGGGAUAGGGAGGACACCCGGCUUGCUCAUAUGGUUAAAAAAAGUUGGUUGCAAGAUGGAGAUCAAAAUUCUAAGUUUUAUCAUGCUUUCCUUAAUGCUAAAAAUCAUAAAAGGAUUAAAGAGAUGCGCUUGGUUGAUGGUUCUUGCUUAAAUACCCCUUAUGAUAUUCAUAAUGCUGCUGUUGAUUACUUUAAAAAUUUUUUGGGGGUUGGGGGUACUCGUGAGUUGCCAAAUCUUAGUGAUUUGAUUUCUCAUGUGAUUACUGAGGAUGAGAAUUUGGCGCUUUGUAGAGCUCCUUCUUUAGAAGAUAUUAAGGAUGCUCUUUUCAGUAUUCCCAUUGAUAGUAGUCCUGGUCCAGAUGGUUUUGGCUCGGGUUUUUAUAGGGUCUGCUGGGAUCUGGUUAAAGAUGAUUUGUUGACUGCUAUCUCUGAUUUUUUUCUUAAUAAUUCCUUUCCCAUAUUUUAUACUGCCUCCUUUAUUGUUUUAAUUCCUAAAGUGGAUAAGCCUUCUGGUUUUGACAAAUUACAUUACUUUUUUUAA